ACACACACACCCCAGAGAGGGGGUCGGUCGGUGGGUGAAUGAAGGGGAGGGAGAGAGAACAGACGAAUGAAUGAUGGGAGGGAGGAGGGAUGAGCAUCACAGAGCUCCGUCAAAGCAACAGAUAGCAGAGCGAGAGACGGACUCCUCUGUCUCCGGACGCCGCGCUGCUCUCAUCUCUCCUCCCACCUCAAAGAGGGAUCCCCCAACUUUGGGGCUUUUCCCUCCCCCUCUUCAUUCCGCCUCCUCCCCCUCUCUGCGCUGCGCAUAUUUUGAUUCGGAUCGGACGCACGACUUUGGGCUCAGAACACAGAGCCGCGGCUUGAGGAACCGUGCGCGCUGCGGAGAUGCGGGAACUGCGCCACCCGCGGCCCGGCUCCUCCCGCGACCGUCUGCACCACGGGGGACACGCAUUUUCGUGGGGGUGCGUGAGGGCGACAGGGCUGUUGCGCGUGCGGCGCGCAGAUGGAGCUGUGCGCUCCGUGUGUGUGAGAGGUGCAGAGCGAUGGAGCUGCGGUGGAGUUCGGGAAUAACUCCUUGAGGGAAUUAAGGUUCUGUAGGUGCGUGACCCCCCCCCUCCCCCCAGGUGUGAGGAUGGGUCCUGCUUGGCUUCUGCUGCUGCUCCCCCCCCUCCUCAGGGCGCAGGGCACAGACCCCGCGCCUGGACCUCAGCUGUUGGCUGACAACAGCACGGACCUUUUAACAAACAGCACAGGGACGUCAGACGUCUUCUCCAGCGCCCCCCCCUCCAUCAGACCACCAGAACCUUCUGGGUUUGCAGGGACAGCGUCUGCAGCUCCCACAGAGAAGGACGACUGGUCACCGGCAGAGAGCUUCCUGUGGAGCGCAGACGCGUUGGCUCUGGCAGCGGGGCGCUGCUCGCGGCCGUACAGUCUGCCGGGCCGGGCCGGGCCCCUUCCCCUCAGCUUUGGGCCGGCCCUGCGGCCCGCUAUGGACGCGCUGGCCAGCACCGCCAACUUCCUCAACAUGAUCUUCCAGGCCAGCGACCUGCGGGAGAGCACGGUCCAGGAGGACAUGGAGUGGUACCACGCUGUGGUGCGGGCCCUCCUGGAGGCCGAUGCGCUGAUCCAGCGGGCCCUGCUCACCUUUGACGCUGACCCCACUGCCCAGGCACCGCAGCUGGUUCUUCACGCAAGCCGGAACCCAGCAGCCAAGGUGCAGAGCAUUGUUCUGCAGGACUUAUCCAAGGGCUGGGAGAACCUGCACCCGCCCGGCCCGGCUCCGGACGACAGCUGGUUCCGACGACUGAAGUUUCCAGAGUCCGACCAGCAGCCGAUGGCAGCCCUGUCCAAGCGCGUGCUCCUCAAUGACCUCAGCACCCUGGACACACCCAAGUGGGCCCAGGGCGACAGCUACGUGAGCAACCGCAGCGCAGUGCGCUGGGCCGGCGCCCCCUACCUGGACUGUAGGGACCGACGCUUCGUACCCAGCUGGACGCUCACGCUGUCCACGGCCUUCUACGGCCUGAAGCCCGACCUGACGCCAGAGUUCAGAGGCGUGAUCCGCGUGGACGUCAACGUUCAGGACAUGGACUUGGACCAGUGUGCAGCAGGAGACGCCUGGUUUGCUGACACGCACCAGUGCAACCGCACCAGCAUGGAGUGUGUGCCGGUUCCGGGUCGGGGCUUUCGGCUGGGUCAGUACUGCUGCCGCUGCAGAGACGGCUUCUACAACCCUGAGCCGGACGCUUCAGAUGGCGGCUUCGUGAACCGGAGCGGCGGCGGUGUGUGUUACCCGAACAUGCCCAUCUGUCUGCCGUGCUGGCCGGGCUGCGAGAGCUGCAAGGACGGCGCCCCCUGCUGGGUCCAGGAGGACUGGCUCCUCAGGGCCGCCGUGCUGGCCGUCCAGGGGGUCUUCAUGCUCCUCGUCUUCGUCAGCAUGAUGGUGGCCUACCGGCACCGCCGCAGCCGGAGGAUCCGGGCCUCGGGCCUCCUGCUGCUGGAGGCCAUCCUGUUCGGAUCUCUGCUCCUCUACUUCCCGGUCUUCAUUUUGUACUUCAAGCCGAGUACUUUCAGGUGUAUUCUGCUCCGCUGGGUCCGAAUGCUCGGCUUCUCCAUCGUCUACGGCACAGUCACCCUGAAGAUGUACAGGGUGCUGAAGGUCUUCCUCUCACGCACGGCGCAGAGGAUGCCCUACAUGUCCAGCCUCCACCUGCUGAGGAUUCUGGCAGUGAUGCUGAUGACGGUCAGCUGGUUCCUGUGCGCCUGGACAGUGGGCGUCCUGCAAAACCGAGACAGGAACAUCCCAGUCUUUAUGACAACCACCACAUCAGACGGACAAGAAUUCAACCUGUGCUACCUGGACCGAUGGGACUACAUGAUGGCCGUGGCUGAGCUUCUGUUUCUGUGCUGGGGAAGCUCGCUGUGGACGGCUGUCAGACCGGUCCCCUCAGCUUUCCACGAACCUCGAUAUAUGGGCAUCGCCAUUCACAACGAACUGCUUCUCUCCUCAAUGUUCCACCUGUUCCGGUUCACCUUUCCCUCGCUGCAUCCUGAUUGGAUGUUGCUGCUGUCCUUCAUGCACACUCACGUGACCAUCACGGUGACGCUCGCCCUGCUUUUCAUUCCCAAGUUCCUGUACGUGUCUAAGCCUGGCAGAGAAGAGAUAGCAGCCGAGGUGUAUGAAGAUGAGGUGGACCUGCGACGCUCUGGCUCGUACCUCAACAGCAGCUUUCACUCUGCUUGGAGUGAGCACAGCGUGGACCCUGAUGACUUCCGGGAUGAACUAAAGAAGUUAUAUUCCCAGUUAGAAGUCCACAAGACAAAGAAGAUGACCACAAACAACCCUCAUCUGACAAAGAAGCGAAGUUCUAGGUGUGCAUUGGGACGGUCGAUUAUUAAACGAAUUGCAGAGAUCCCAGAAUCCAUGAGCCGACAGUGUAGCCGCGAGGACAAAGACGGAUCCUUCCGCAGCAGAAGAAGUGUUCAGUCCGACUCUUUUAGGGGAGCCCCAGACACUGUUAGCAUCAAUUACAGAAGUUCUGUGAAAUCCCCUACACCAUCCAUGCGCAAGUCACAAAGUGAUCAUCACUCCGUGUUAAAGGCCAAAUCUGUGAAAAGAUCGUCUCAGCGAUUUGAGACGGACUCCUUGGACAUUCCACCAGGAGUCUGUAAGUCAGUCAGUGCACAGAAUCUGACAAUCGAUACUAACCUCCUGCAUCCUGACCACAACCGGAUUCACAAGACUUGGAGUUUAACUUCCACUUCCACCCAUUCUAUAGAAAACAUAAACAGGGCUAACAGAAGCAGCACAAUGCUGACAAGGUCCAGGCAAAGCAUUUCCAUCGGUGAUCAGACCAGGAGUGCCCUACAGUCAGAGUCAUAUGACAAGGCUGAGGUCUGUCCAUGGGAGGUUGAGCAAGAACCAUUAGGUGACAGGAACCUGAAACACGUCACAUAUGCAAACUCAGAGGAUAAUGUGGAAAAGGGGCCACAAUCUCCCGUCGCACUGGUUUGCCCCUGGGACCAUUUACCACCUCCAGACACGACUUGUUCCAUAGACAAAGAACAAGGUGAAACAGAGUCCACCAAACCCAAGGCUGUGGUCUCUGCAAGUGCACCAGGUUCUCCAAGACCCAGGGUCACAAAAGAUCAGCGUGUGUUCUCCUUCCGCAGCACCACCAACAAGUGGCUCUCUGUGAAAUCCAUUAUAGGAUCUCUGGACGCAGGAAGUAGAUCCAGCAAAGAGGGAAAUUUAAAUAAAGAGGAUGUCGCUUCACAAAAAAGUCAAGAAAGUGCUUCAACAACUCCAAGAUCGGGACCAUCGAGUAGACGGCCGAGCAUGGAAAAGAGGCCACUUCAGAAGAGAAGUCUGACAACGGCUGAUGGAAAACCAUGUCUAGUGAAACAGAAUGCAAUCAGACUAUCCUCUGGGGAUUCCUCAGACAGAAGCCCCAGAAGACUUGUUCUUGUAAAAUCUACUGUCUACCCAUGGGACAUGGACGACGUGCAAAGAGAUGGCACCUAUGAAAAUGUGUUUUUAUCAAGGCACAACAGCAAACGUAGCAGUAUAAGCUCCUGGGAAACUGCCAGCAGCUGUAGAACUCCUUCCACUCACCGAAGAGGUAGUAAUCGAAUUACACCAGUUUGUAACUUUACUAAAGCAGACGUGUGUCCUUGGGAUGGAGAUGGUCCUUUACAACAAGGAGAGGCACCAAAGAGGCAGCAGAGCAUUAAGGCUGAUGUCUGCCCAUGGGAAUUCCAAGUGUCUGAGCGGUCAAAUGUGUGUCCAUGUGAUGGUCAAGAGCAGGGGAUUGUAAAAAGACAAGAAAGUAAGCACGAAGAAGUGUGUCCUUGGGAAUCACAGGAUGUUCCUGCUGCGUCCCACACUACCUUAUCCAGAGAUGGACAGACACAUCAGUCUUUGAAACGUGCAGCAGAGGUGUGUCCCUGGGAGACUGUACAAACCUCCCAAAUGAUAGAUAAUGAAUAUGCCAACGUUUGUCCUUGGGAUGUUCAGGACAACAAUGAGGUUGUAUAUGAAAACCUAAACCCUUUGGAAACAAAAGGAACGCUAACAGUGCCCCUGCGUCAAGAAGUUAUGAAACCUGCUGUUUAUCCAGGGGCUUCAAAAGAACUUUUAAGUAGUGAGCAACAAGACCUUGCCAAGUCACUAGUUUCAAACUGGGGUAAACAUGUAACAAAGACAGCUGUAAGUUGUCCGUGGGAUUACCCAGAUCCCCCUAAAAUUAUGGAAUCUAUUUGUCCAUGGGAAGAGGGAAGCACAGAACCAACUUAUACAGACUCAGCUUCUGAAAUGUCCAUCAAGGUAGAUAUCUGGGAAUCUGGGAAUCUGAACAAACCAGAACUCUAUCGAACUGAAACUGUCCCAACUCUCAAAGAACCUAACAGGAAGGACACAAGAGUUGAUGUAUGUCCCUGGGAAAUUGAAACCUCUGACAAAACUCAAGCUAUCAAGACAAUGCCACACGGACUGGAAAAAAAAGCAGAUGUCUGCCCAUGGGAAACUAUGGAACCUGAAUCAGGUAAGACAGACAGCCCCUACACAUCAGAGAGCCAUGUGAAGCAAGACACAGCUCAGGCCAAAAUCUGUCUGUGGGAGACUGAAGAAGGGACAGCAGCUGCAAAGACUGAACGACCACAAUCAGAGAAGCUGCAAAGACAGAAAAUCUCCCAAGAAGAAAUUUGUCUGAGGGAAACAGAAACCCCCAAAUGUCUGAAAAAGCAAGACAGCACACGAGCAGAUAUUUGUCCAUGGGAGACUGAAGAACCGAAGGUUCUAAAGAAACAGGAUAGUGUGAGAUCGGAAGUUUGUCCAUGGGAGACAGAAAACCCAAGAGUUCUAAAGAAACACGAGAAGGAGCAAGAACCAAAUCUUCUUGCAAAGCGAGAUAGUAACCGUUCUGAUGUUUGUCCAUGGGAGACACAAGAACCAAGAGCUCUAAAGAAAAAGGACAAGGAUCAAGAACCAAAUCUUCUUGCAAAGCGAGAUAGUAACCGGUCUGAGGUUUGCCCAUGGGAGACACAAGAACCAAAUCUUCUUGCAAAGCGAGAUAGUAACCGGUCUGAGGUUUGCCCAUGGGAGACAGAGGAAUCAAAUCUUCUAAAAAAACAAGAAAACAAUCGCGCCAAGAUUUGUCCAUGGGAGGCAGAAGAACCAGAGGACAUCAAAAAUCAAGACUGUGCUGAAGAUGAAGAUGUUCCAGAAAACCAGGUAGAAGUUAGUGAAACAGAUGUGGGCACAGAGCAAGUAGAUGUGUUCACUACCAACCUGGCCCUGGGCCGGCGUGAUGCUUUGUGUCCCUGGGACAUGACAGGGAGCAGCGGGUCGUACACAUACACCGCCUCUGAAAUGUUUACAUGGGAGCCAGAGAACAUUCCAGAGGAAGAUGAAGAUGCUGAUGCAGAGAGUGCUGCCGAAGCGCUCGUCUUCCCACCUGACUUGUGACCUGAAUCUAACCAGCCUACAAAAUGUAGGCGAUACAGUAGAACCAUGUUGGUGGAACCAUAACUACAGUGAUGGGAGGAGGGAGUACCGGGUGAGGAACAGCUGGGUAACCGCUGUUAAACCAAGAAGACUGCAGCAAAUACGAGAGCUGGGCACUGGAAGAGAGAAAAGGUUUGAGGUUGCAGCUACAAACAAAGUCCCCGCUUCUUGCUUCUACCCCCUCUUUGCGUGUAGGUGACAAUUCAUAUUUGCCGUGUCAAGUGCGUGGCUGAGUGAAUCCAGUUUAAAUAAUAGAUGCAUACAGCAAAGAGUCUCACAUAUGGACAUUAACCUGAACCAAGAACAGAUGUAAUGUAACGAUAGAGACAUUUUAAGUCUGAAUAAGAUAUCAAACACUAAAAACUAAUGUUUUGAAAUCUACUUACACACGUUCAGGAUUUAAGACUGAUUUCAAGACUAAAUCUGAUUUAAGAUUUCUUACAAUAGUAAAAUUAAAUACCCUGGAGGUAAAAGAAAGCAGCAUAAACCAUCAUAAACUCAACUCCUCUAUGCAGUGGAAAAUAUUAGAUUUGAAUUGGAAAGCUAGGAAGGUCAGUGUUUAGGUUGGUGCAGAUUUUAGGAGCUUUGUUCAGAAACAGGCUGUGAAGACAGGACAUUUUAAAAGGCUUGGUAAUUGUAGCAGCCGCAGCCCAUAAGAGGAUGAAGAGAAUGUGCUCAGGUAAGAAGAAAUUCAAGUUUUGUCAGUGAAUUUAAACUGUUACAGAGUAAUGAACGGAGCAGCAGGGCCGCUGCAUCUACAGACACAUUAAUGGAGGCUGCAGGAAUCUGAACAGAUGUAAGGACGGUGAAAACAGUAGCAUAUGCAGAUUAUUGCAAUCCAACAUCAUAUUGCUACACUCUCCAUGGAUUUAUAGCAUUUUUAUUUCCGUUUUAUUUUCUGAGUGUUUCUUAAUUGGUGCCACAGUGAAACUCUAAACAUCUAAACAUGAAUAUGCAGCGACAAAUUGGAAAAUAAACUUUUAAAUGACCUUACUGUAUUAUUCAGAGACAUCAGCUUCACUAUUUAUAGAUUGCCCCUAUAUUUCUGAACUAAUGUAACUUUUUCAAAACCAGUAUUCUCAGCGUACAGUGCGACAGUGAUGUAGUUAAGCCACAUCCAUUCCAGCAGCUAUUCAGUGAAAGCAGGCGUCAGUUGUUUCCACUGGUGAGUAACGAUCAGUGGCACUGAGCCCGAGCUUCUUUCAUUCAGUCACUUUACUGUCGGUAACGUGACCUCGUUUUGUGAGCACUGUUGCAUGUGUUUUUGAAUGAACGUGCUGUAACUUGUCCUGUUCAAUGAAAAUCUCUUACUGUUGUAUCUCCCCCUCGUUCUGCAUCGAGAAACAGCCUUCAUAUAGAAAUGAUCUAUCAAGAUUAGAAUGCACACACACAGUACACUGAAAUCUGUUGGUGUGAUGAAAAACUGAUGGGACAUUUUAUUUUUGUAUUAUCCAGGGUCAACAUAAAGUAUAUUCAUCAAAAUAAACUGUUCACUUACUGGA
Molecule: messenger RNA, 7466 nt
Organism: Betta splendens (Siamese fighting fish)
Lineage: Eukaryota; Metazoa; Chordata; Actinopteri; Anabantiformes; Osphronemidae
Gene: gpr179
Product: G protein-coupled receptor 179
Exons: 11
Coding region: 592-5925 (1777 amino acids)
Biological process (GO): G protein-coupled receptor signaling pathway
Cellular component (GO): membrane
Molecular function (GO): G protein-coupled receptor activity
Source: RefSeq, a predicted model, not a curated record